AUGGACCCGCUCAAGGACCCGCCUCCAUUUGGAGAUGGGGUCAACAAUGGAGCCUCAUUAGAAUCCCAUUGUGAAUUGGUAGACUCUUUGAAUCGCAUGACUCUCGCGACAGCAAUCACCACCCCGUUGCCAACUUCACCUGUAUUGUCUGCCCAGAAUGUCUCGCUCUCGGAACUCCCCCACACAUCGCGAGCUACUACAAGUGCGAGCUUUGUUUCUACUGCCGAUGCUGUUCCCCCUCGAGAAGAACACCGCAAGCCUGUUCCUGUUCCUGUUCCUGCACUACAAAAGCGCAAGUCGGCUGCUUCUCUGCGCGUGGUCUCACAGCCUCACAAGUCUUCAUCGCCGACUCCGCAGACCCCUCGCCGCAGUUCAAUCAAUCUCGCGGCGUCACCUGUGACCACCACGCCGUCCAGCAUGCUCCCGCAAGCAUUAGCCUUUGAUUCUAACGUGGAGCAAUCCGUUCCAACGGCUGCGUCUAUUGCGGCAGAGCUGUUUACCCAAGAAUGGGGCUUACACCAAUCCACUGACAUCUCAACCAAAACAAUCGCUCUGGUCCAUGACGCAUGUUAUGGGCACCUCUUUUCUCGCCUCGGAUACACGGACCAGUACUUGCAAGAUAUCGUUGAAAGACCAGAACGGAUUCGCUCCAGUGCUCUUGGUAUCGCUGCGGCGUAUGUUCGCCUCGGUCAACGAUAUGCGGGAGAACGAUAUGCUCCCAGUCCAACACUCGACGUCCGUACACUGCCUGUGCCCUUCAAUAUCCGCAAGACAGAUCGCAAGUUGGCCAUUCAGAGUCCAACUGUUACAGAAGUACAUGGUUUCUCAUGGAUGUCUGAAUUCAAGGACAUAUGCAAUCGCGCUGAGUCGAAACUUGCCAUGGGUGCCGACGAACUUGCCCGAUCUUACAUCGUUCAGCAUGAAAAGGUCGUCCCAAUGGGCGAUGAACUGCACUCUGGUGAUCUUUACCUCGGCCCCGAGUCCUUGAAUGCAAUUCAAGGUGCAUUGGGUGGCGUCUGCGAUGGCGUCGACGCUGUCCUUGGACCUGGUCCAGUGGAGCGGGCUUUCGUCUGCAUUAGACCUCCUGGCCAUCAUUGUACCUCGGACUGGCCCUCUGGGUUUUGCUGGAUCAACAAUGUUCAUGUCGGCAUUUCUCACGCAGUCAUCAACUACGGCCUCACCCAUGCUGCUAUUAUCGAUUUUGACCUUCACCAUGGAGAUGGUUCUCAGGACAUUGUCUGGAAGCACAGCGCCCGGCAGCAAGAUCACAAAUUUAAAAAGCUGGCAGCAAAUAACAUCAAAAGAAGACAGCCUCCGCCUCUUUCGCCAUAUGAAGCAACACCAAUCAGCUAUGUCAGUCUUCACGAUAUUGAAUCCUUCCCUUGUGAAGAUGGCAACCUUAUAAAAACGACCGGUGCUAGCACUUGUAUUGAAACAGCUGACAGGUCCAUCUGGAAUGUGCACUUGGAUGAGUGGAAAAAGGAAUCAGAGUUCUGGGAACUGUACGAAAACAAAUAUUCGAUAUUGAUCACCAAGACCCGCUCUUUCUUGCGCCGGUUCUCAAAGCAGGUUGCUCAAGACUCCGGAGGCCGUCCACCCAAGGGCGCCAUUUUUAUCUCAGCUGGCUUCGAUGCGAGUGAAUGGGAGAACUCGAAUUUGAACCGCAAGUCCAAAAAAGUGCCCACUGAGUUCUAUGCCAGGUUCACCGCCGACAUUGUUCGCAUGGCCCAGGAGAAAGACCUUGGCGUGGACGGUCGUAUCAUCAGCGUUCUUGAGGGAGGGUACAGCCAACGUGCUCUGUACACCGGUGUUCUGGGCCACCUGGCUGGCUUGAAUGACGAAAAUGGGCCCGGUGCUGCUUAUUCUUACGACCCCGCAUGGUGGUCCUCUGCCAGUGUGAGAGAUCUCGAGAGCACCAUAGCCGGCCCGUCUAAGCCUCGAGGAUUCUUGAGCCCCACGGUCGCAUCGUCUUCUCGGCUUGCGGCCUCUAGCCAAGACCGCAAGUCUGGUGGGGAUGACCUACCUGAGGUCAGCUGUGCUGUGGCAACCCAUGAGCUCUCGAAGCUCAUCAUUCCAUCCGAUAUCCGCACGACAAGCUACACCGCAGCAGAUCUUCCGAAGCCUCGCAUCUCACGUCGAAAGACUGGAAAUCUUGGGGAGACAACCCCUUCCGAGGACCUCCUGACAGCAACCCGCCUCCGCUCACGAGCUUCCAAAACACCCACUCCCCCUUUGCCCUCUACACCUCCUGCGCGUCCACUGUCCACUCCGAAAUCUAAAGGGGCCACUUCUCGCCGGCAGUCGGGUCGUCCCAAGACCCCGAGAACUGCCGCUAAGGCUUCCGUGCCUGAGGUGCCCCCUGUGCCAGCUGAGCACCUUCCUCUGAAGCGAGAAGAGCCCGGGACACCCACUCCGCCUCUCACGCGUUUGGUUCUGAGGGGUCCCGCGACUCCCUCUUUUCAUGGAGAUGGGGUGGAUCAGACUGACCACAUGGAGGAUUGA
Messenger RNA from Penicillium canescens, 2502 nucleotides. RefSeq names its product histone deacetylase hosB. Gene Ontology annotation, molecular function: histone deacetylase activity. The record is from RefSeq and is a predicted model, not a curated record. NCBI's taxonomy places the organism in Eukaryota, Fungi, Ascomycota, Eurotiomycetes, Eurotiales, Aspergillaceae. Gene Ontology annotation, cellular component: nucleus. Bases 1 to 2502 code for a protein of 833 amino acids. The transcript has a single exon.